Messenger RNA from Cydia splendana, 2936 nucleotides. Its product is annotated as neuroligin-1-like. The transcript is spliced from 15 exons. The record is from RefSeq and is a predicted model, not a curated record. NCBI's taxonomy places the organism in Eukaryota, Metazoa, Arthropoda, Insecta, Lepidoptera, Tortricidae. Gene Ontology annotation, cellular component: synapse; plasma membrane; cell surface. Gene Ontology annotation, biological process: postsynaptic membrane assembly; synaptic vesicle endocytosis; neuron cell-cell adhesion. Gene Ontology annotation, molecular function: signaling receptor activity; neurexin family protein binding. Bases 197 to 2446 code for a protein of 749 amino acids.
AAUGAGCUGAGCCCAGCCAACCCGUCAGUACCGCGUCGAGCGUCGAGCGAGGCAGACGUGUAGCGUGUUGUAGUAUUUUCCGAGUGGUCCGAUAUAGUGGACGGUGGUGGUGAAGUGGAGUGUUGUGUUAUGUGUGUGAAUGUGUAAAACGGGGAGAAAGCCGGCACUGCGCGAGGCCAGCGUCGCGUGAUGGCGCAUGGAGUGCGCAUGGAGCUGGUGGGCGACGCUGGUGCUGGCGUCCCUGGUCGCGGCGGGGCCUCGCUACAGCUCGCGCAUCGUGCACACUCACGCAGGCGCCAUCCGCGGCAUCAUUGUGGAGCCUGCCUCCCGGCGCCUGGAGCCCGUGGAGGUGUUCCGCGGGGUGCCAUACGCGGGGGCGCCACUACGGAUGGCUCCCCCACCGCCGGCGCCCGCCUGGCCCGGCACCCGGCUCGCCGACGCCUUCGCGCCCGUCUGCCCGCAGCGCGCGCCCGACAUAUCCAACAAGACCGCAGCAUUGUCAAAGAUGCCGCUAGGCACAUACAACGAGCUGAAGGCCACGCUGCCGCUGCUAGCCAAUCAGAGCGAAGACUGCCUUUACCUCAACAUCUAUGUGCCCGGUAGCGGCGCGCGUGGCGUGGAGGCGCCAUACGCGGUGGUGGUGUGGGUCGGAGCCCCGUCCCACGAGUGGGGCUCGCCCAACACGCUGGACGGGUCUGUACUGGCCGCGCGGGCGCAUCUACUCGUCGUAACUGUCAACUAUAGGAUAGGGCUAUUAGGUUAUUUAACUACGGGGGCUUCAGACGGGGUCCACCAAGCGGGCGGUGCGGCAUUGCUUGACGUUGCGGCAGCGUUGCAAUGGAUCCGGCGGAACGUUGCGGCGUUCGGUGGGGACGCAAAGAGGGUCACGUUAGCUGGACACUCGGCGGGUGCUGCGUUGGCUAAUGCAUUGCUUAUGUUACCAGACUCUAAGGGGUUAAUAUCCCGAGUGCUGCUACUGAGUGGUUCAGCGUUAAGUCCAGCAGCGCUGGCUCCUGACGCAUCACUAGCCAGAGAACACACAGCGCAAGCGCUGAGAUGUGUUCCUGAGGAGUCUUCUACAGAACACUGGUUGGUAACAUGCAUCCGCGCCCGUCCCCUCGCCGCGCUGCUCGCAGUCGAGGCCCCCCGCGCCCGCUUCCUCGCUGGCUGGGCCCCCUCAGUCCCCUCCAAAGACAGCAACCAGGCCCCCACAAGGGCCCUCCAUGCUAGUGAUGCAUUCUUGGACUGCGCGCUGGCGGUGGUGGUAUCUACAACGGAGAGUUAUCAGUUUUUUAGUGAAGAUGAUAUUAGACAUGGAUUUGAGGAGGAUCAUAGGAACCGAAUCCUCCGCACCUACGUCCGCAACGUCUACCGCUACCAUCGCAACGAGAUCUUCGCCGCCAUCCGCAAUGAAUACACUGACUGGGAGAAGCCUAUACAGCACCCCAUCAAUAUUAGAGACGCCACGUUGGAAUCUCUAAGCGACGCCGCAGUUGCUGCUCCGGCGUUAAGGGUAGCGCAGUUGCACGCAAGAAGAGGGGCAAGGACAUUCUUCGCGCAUUUCACGCAUCAGAGCAAAGAUGCUGAUUAUCCUCAGCGCCUCGGCAGCACAAGCAGCGAAACCCUCCCCUACUUCCUCGGUCUCCCCCUCGUCGGGGGGAUGCCAUAUUCCCCCCGAAACUACUCCCGAGGAGAUGUUGGAGUAUCAGAGUCUGCUGUGGCCCUGCUUGCUGCGUUCGCGAAGACUGGUGAUCCGACACCAAGCGAACAUCAUGAGGGGGCAGUGUCCUGGCCGAGAUAUGAGCUGAAUUCGCAACAGUAUUUGAGUAUAAGUUCCAAACUUCGUGUAAAGAGCCACUACAGAGGCCACAAGAUGGCGCUUUGGCUUCAUCUUAUCCCGCAGCUGCACAGGCCGGGUGCGGCGCCAAGACAUCAUCAGUUCCGCUCCAUACAUCCUGAUAUGUUUGCAGGUGAAAUCUUCCCCGAACUUUACACAACAGCAGCCCUAGACGACGAAGAUAGCACAGAGGCCGAAGAGACUUCAGAGGCCGAAUGCGAGCCCUCACCCUCGCCGAGGCCGGCGCUGUCACUACCUUCACCGCAACCCACGCCGAAAGAAGACUCGUUAACUAACAUGGACACGCAUUACUAUAGUUACACAGUGGCGCUCGGUGUGACAGUCGGCGCCGGUUGUUUCCUCCUCGCCUUGAACGUACUUGUGUUCGCGGGAAUCUACUUACAGAGAGGCCGACGGAGAGCCACAAGGAGGCCGAGGAGAGAAGGAAGCUGCAGCAGUCGCGCCGCCACGGGGUCCCUCAACAGCGACCCCAGCGCUCCGUCCCCGAGGAAAAGCACCCUCAAGCGCAGCAGCGAAACCGAACUGAAGGAGCGUCCGAGCACCGCGCCGGCAAAAAAACGCGUCCAAAUCCAGGAGAUCUCAGUCUAGAAGAAUUCUAGAAAGAUCCAGAAUGAUCCAGAGGGCCCCUGGAGAGCCCGGCUACCAUACUGACAAAAAUAGCAUCCAAAUCCCGGAGAUCUCAGACUAAAAGACUUACUAGAAGGAUACGGAAGGAUUUAAGAAGAUCCCUGUAGAAUCUCUGCAGGAUCCGAGCGCCACGCUGGCAAAAAUGCAUCCAAAUCCAGGAGAUCUUAGUCUAGAAGAAUCCAGAAGGUACCUCGAGGGUGCAAGCGCCGUGCCACCAUAAACUCCAGGAGAUUUCAAACCAGAAGACUUUUAGAACGAUUCCAAAUUUUGAAGUCAAGUGACUAGUUAGGCUUUAAAGACAUUUGUGGACAAUUUUUAAAAGUGAGAAGUUAAAUCUAAAGGAAUAUAGAAAUACGUGCACAUUAAGAAAUCAUAGUGUAACUCUCUGUGUGUGUGAAGAUGCGAUACUGACAUUUAAUGGACUAAAACUAAAUUAGAUGAAUAACAUAGA